This is a messenger RNA of Aureobasidium namibiae CBS 147.97, 372 nucleotides long. RefSeq lists its product as uncharacterized. Lineage: Eukaryota; Fungi; Ascomycota; Dothideomycetes; Dothideales; Saccotheciaceae. Bases 1 to 372 code for a protein of 123 amino acids. The transcript is spliced from 2 exons. The record is from RefSeq and is a predicted model, not a curated record.
AUGCCUGCGCCUCAUACCGCUCACACAAUCGACACGCAAGAUUCUCUCACAUCAAGUAUGGCUAGCACUACGCUACGAACUGUCAAACACGUCCGGUUCGCGUCAGAACUCUCAUUCGAGAGAACACCUGAUACGUCGGCUUCGGAUCCCUUCUCCGACUCAUACAAGGACUGGUCUCCCGAUGCACCCACAAGCCCGCAUCACGGUCCAUCAACAACGCGCAACAACAGCCAACCCAGGCAUUCCAGCACACGGCAUACUAUUCCUCACGGUUCGACCCGACGAGAAUCUCUAGAAGCUUUCGACGACAUCAAACGUCGAUGGUCUGUUGAAUCGUUGUCUGAAGAGUCUUCUGCGAUCGACGAGGAAUGA